AUGUGUGAAGCAGCGUACGAUAACUAUACAGAAAAUCCUGAAGCGUUUAUGAAAUUUUUAGAGGAAUCAGAGAAGCCAUUGUACAAGGGAUGCGAACGUUACACAAAGUUGAGUGCACUUGUUAAACUGAAGCAAUAUGAAAACUGCGUAAAUUGCCCUAGAUGUGGCUUGUCACGGUGGAAGCUAACCAAAAACAAGGUUGAGAAGAAAGGUGUUCCUGCUAAGGUGGUUUGGUAUUUCCCUCCCAUUCCAAGAUUUAAGCGCAUGUUUAAAUAUUUAGAGACCUUGAGAAAUUUAACAUGGCAUGCAGAUUCUACAAGAGUUGUUGGUCAGUUACGUCAUCCAGUUGAUUCACCGUCAUGGAAGUUGGUGGAUCAUAUGUGGCCUGAAUUUGAAAGUGAGCCAAGAAAUCUUCGCCUAGCACUUGCAGCUGAUGGCAUUAAUCCUCAUAGCAACCUUAGCAGUCGGUACAGCUUCUAUGAUGCUUAUCGAAGGAAGUUCUUCACUCUUAAAGCAGUCUUAUUAUGGACCAUCAAUGACUUUCCUGCCUAUGGUAACUUUAGUGGAUGUACUACACAUGGUUAUUAUGCAUGUCCAGUAUGCGGAGAAGAUACUUAUGCAAAACACUUGGAAAAUGGGAAGAAAAUGUCAUUUGCUGUCCAUAGAAGAUUCCUAUCACGGUUUCAUCCCUAUCGUAGGCAAAUGAAGGAGUUUAAUGGCAUGGAGGAACUUGGAGAAGCAGCUAGACCAUUAUCUGGGAUUAAGUUGUUUGACAAACUUUCUGACAUAAGGUGUGAGUUUGGAAAGAAGAUAAGUGUGAAAGGGAAAAUAAAGAAUGCAAAGGCUAAUAAGUUGGAAGUCAAUAUAGAAGAAAAAGAUUUAGGAGCAAUAAAUUUCAGAAAAUGUUGGAAGAAUAAAUCAAUAUUUUUUAAUAUUCCUUACUGGAAACACCUGCAUGUAAGGCAUUGUCUUGAUGUUAUGCAUAUUGAGAAAGGAAAAACCAAGGAUAAUGUGGCAGCUAGGUUGGACAUGGUUGAGAUGGGAAUUAGGCCUGAAUUAACACCUAUAGUUGGGGAGAAGAGAACAUAUCUUCCUCUUGCUGCGUGCUCAUUCACAAAAAAAGAAAAGUUGCAAGUGUGCAAGUCAUUAAAGGAUAUAAAAGUUCCAGAAGGUUUCUCUUCGAACAUGAAUAAUAUUGUGUGCAUGGAUCAGUUGAAGUUGACUUGCUUGAAAUCCCAUGAUUGUCAUGUAUUAAUGCAGCAUUUCUUGCCAAUAGUCAUACGUGAUGUACUGCCAAAACAUGUUAAAUAUGCCAUCAUAAGAUUAUGCUUCUUCUUCAAAGAUAUUUGUUGCAAAGUUAUAGAUGUAGCCAAGUUAGAUAAGCUGCAAUCUGACUUGGUUGUUACACUCUGCUUAUUGGAGCAAUAUUUUCCCCCAUCUUUCUUCGAUAUCAUGCAUCACUAA
Messenger RNA from Zingiber officinale, 1464 nucleotides. RefSeq lists its product as uncharacterized. The transcript is spliced from 3 exons. The record is from RefSeq and is a predicted model, not a curated record. The coding region runs from base 1 to 1464 and encodes 487 amino acids. NCBI's taxonomy places the organism in Eukaryota, Viridiplantae, Streptophyta, Magnoliopsida, Zingiberales, Zingiberaceae.